AUGUUCGGCGCGCUCAAUCGAUUCAUUGGUCGGCUGGAUGGUGAGCCCGUCCAGCAGCCUCGAAACGGGCCGAGCGAUAACGCCUUUGGAUUCCAAGUUCUCCGCAACAAAGACGCCGAGCUGCCCUUGGAGCCGUGGUUUGAUUUUAUCGUGGGAAUUAACGGACAUCCUAUUGAAGAUCCAGACCCAAGCCUCUUUGCGACAGAAGUGCGCAAUUGCGCCGGCUCUAGCUUAACAUUGGAAAUUUGGAGCGCCAAGGGUCAGCGAACGCAUAGCGUCACAGUCCCUGUACCAGCAGCAAACCCCUCCCUCGGCCUGACCUUACAACUUGCCCCCCUUUCCUCCACCCAGCACAUCUGGCAUGUCCUUGGGACGCCGUCGCCUCUGAGCCCGGCUUACCGUGCAGGGCUGCUCCCACAUUCAGACUAUAUCAUCGGAACGCCGAGUGGGACAUUACGCGGGGAAUCUGCUCUCGGGGAGUUGGUGGAGGACCAUCUUGAUCGCACCCUCGUUCUAUGGGUAUACAACAGUGAAUUUGACGUUGUACGGGAGGUCGAGCUUGUUCCAACUAGAGGAUGGGGUGGCGAAGGUGCCCUUGGUGCCGAGCUAGGAUAUGGGGCAUUGCAUCGACUACCGGUUGGGCUGGGUGAGGAGGUGGAAGGACCGGGCGAGGUUGUCUUUGAAACGGGCGAGGAUGGCAGCUCUACGGCAACGCGAAAUCCUAACGGCCCCUCGGCAAUAAUUGGAUCUUCUGGGAACUAUUUGGUUCCAGCAAACAUGGCAUCACCACCUCCUCUUGCGGCUCAGACGAGAGUGACCUCCCCCCCAACUGGCACAUCGCCUGCGAGCCGUCGGAGUGCAAAGCCGCGGCAGGGAGUAUCCCCCAGCAAAGCAUUUGAUGAUUACUUUGCCGAAGGUGAACAGAAGAGCCGGGAGCAAGACUUUGCGCCUUCACGGAAGGGAACCGCUCUGCCACCUCCUCCUAAACUUGGCGUCUCCCCCACCAUGUCGGGCAGCCCGGCUCCAGCAACAGAUCUAAGAACAGAGUCAUUGGAGGCUGUUGAGGGAGAACCAGGGCCAGCACAAGAAGAACAAUGA
Penicillium canariense is the source of this 1098-nucleotide messenger RNA. RefSeq lists its product as uncharacterized. The transcript is spliced from 3 exons. Gene Ontology annotation, biological process: Golgi organization. Gene Ontology annotation, cellular component: Golgi apparatus. Gene Ontology annotation, molecular function: protein binding. The record is from RefSeq and is a predicted model, not a curated record. Bases 1 to 1098 code for a protein of 365 amino acids. Lineage: Eukaryota; Fungi; Ascomycota; Eurotiomycetes; Eurotiales; Aspergillaceae.